AUGGUUGCACGUUCCCAGUCCUCAGCUGCAGGCGUUCUUGCUCUCCUUUCAGAACAAGAACCAGCCUUCAAACAACAUGCACUCAAAUCCCUCAACUCCCUAGUCCCGCGAUUUUGGGCCGAAAUCUCAGAACAAAUCGCCUUGGUAGAAUCUCUUUACGACAACGAUGAACUCCCUACAGAAGCCCGCGACUCUGCUGCUCUCCUUGCGAGCAAGGUGUAUUAUUAUCUCGGAGAAAACGACGAAGCAUUGUCUUUUGCAUUGGGAGCUGGGAGCGCGUUUGAAGCCGAAUAUCGUGGGCGAGGGUCAGAGGAAUAUGUCGAGACUGUUUUAUCUAAAGCAAUCGACCGUUACAUCGAGCUACGUUCCGAGGAACAAGUGGAUGGUAAACCUGACAAGAUAGAUCUUCGUUUAAGGGCAAUAAUUGAGACCAUAUUCACCCGUUCAAUUGCAGAAGGAGAGUACAAGCAAGCGAUCGGAAUUGCCUUAGAAUCCCGUCGCCUCGACGUAAUUUCCCAAAUAUACAACAAAACACACGAUAUCUCUAUCCUGAGUUAUACUAUGGAGGCAGUGGUUGACACCGGCUUUUCACUAUCAUAUCGUGACACCGUUCUUCGUUUUCUCUUCCCUCUCUUCCCUCAACCUUCGGCCAAAGGUAUCUCGACACAUGUGCACGCCCUUAUACGGUUACUGGUUACUCUCAACGAUUCCUCGUUAACUGUACCACUGCUCGUCUCCCUCGUUCCCCAAGAGAAGCUUUUGGCAUACCAGUUUGCUUUCGAUCUCGUGGAAGGUGGUGCUCGGGAUUACCUAGAGAGCAUAAGGAAUGAGCUCCCCGCUGGGGACCAGAGCACCAGAGAAAUCUUCGAUAAAAUUCGAUAUAUACUGUCAGGUCAAGAAUCAGUGAAACUAUAUCUCGAAUUUCUUAAACGAAAUAAUCACGUUGACACCCUCAUCCUCAAACAUACCAAGGAUGUUCUUGAACCCCGAUCAUCUAUUUAUCACACAGCAGUCACUUUACAGAACGCGUUUAUGCACUCAGGUACAACCUCAGACGCGUUCUUGCGUGAAAACUUGGAAUGGCUCGGAUUGGCUACCAAUUGGUCCAAGUUUUCCGCCACUGCUGGACUGGGAGUCAUUCAUAAGGGUUUCUUCGAGCAGGGUAUGACCAUCUUAGGCCCAUACCUUCCCCAGAAUGGUGGCGAGAGUAAUGUCCCUGGCGCAGCAUACUCCGAAGGCGGCGCCCUAUACGCCUUGGGUUUGAUCAACGCUGGUUGCGGCACGGAAAUCUCUGGUUUUUUGCGAGAAUCUUUGCGAUCAGCACAGGGAGAGAUUGUUCAACACGGAGCGGCAUUAGGAUUAGGAAUUGCAGCCAUGGGUUCCAAGAAUAUCGAGGCGUUCGAGGAUUUGAAGAACGUUUUAUUUAUGGAUUCCGCUGUCGCCGGUGAAGCAGCUGGUUACGCAAUGGGCCUCAUCAUGUUGGGUACCGCAGCGGCAGAUCCUGUACAUGAAAUGCUGUCCUACGCGAAAGAGACACAACACGAGAAAAUUAUCCGCGGGCUUGCUGUUGGUAUUGCAUUUGUGUUCUAUGGGCGACAGGAGGAAGCAGAAAAAACUAUUCAAUCUCUUCUCAGCGAAACGGAUCCUAUUUUGCGAUACGGGGGUGUUUACACCUUGGCAUUAGCUUACGCUGGUACAUCCAAUAAUGAUGCUGUCAGGCGCUUACUGCAUAUCGCUGUGUCGGAUGUUUCCAAUGAUGUUCGACGCGCUGCAGUGACCUGCCUCGCAUUUCUGCUCUUCAAGAAUCCUGGUCAGGUGCCUCGUAUUGUUCAACUCCUCAGCGAGAGCUACAAUCCUCACGUCCGUUGCGGUGCUACCCUGGCUCUAGGAAUCGCUUGCGCUGGUACAGGUUUACAAGAUGCGGUAGAGAUUCUAGAGCCAAUGACGAAGGAUGGCGUCGACUUUGUCCGGCAAGGUGCCUUCAUCGCAUUGGGAAUGAUCCUCCUCCAACAGUCUGAAGCUUCCUCUCCUUCACUUGCACCCACUCGAUCACUUUACACGAAGAUCGUGUCGGAUAAACAUGAAGAUCCAAUGGCAAGGCUUGGUGCCGCUCUCGGACAAGGUCUCAUCGACGCAGGUGGGCGAAACGUAAUGAUCAACCUGCAGAGUAGGGCCGGAACUCGGAAUACGAAUGCUGUUGUCGGCAUUGUCAUGUUCUGCCAGUUCUGGUACUGGUACCCGUUGGCCCAUUGCGUGUGUCUCGCCUUCGAGCCGACAGGAAUUAUCGGACUCAACGCGGAUCUGAAGGUCCCCAAAUUUGAGGUCAUUUCGAAUGCAAAACCAAGUCUCUUCGCCUAUCCUCCCUCCACCAAGCCGCCGAAGAAGGAAACCGUCGCUAAAGUCGCAACUGCAGUCCUGUCCACUACAGCGAAAGUGAAAGCACGAGAAAAGAAGAAGGCUGCGGCCGAUGGCGAUGCUAUGGAGACGGACGAGAAAUCCGCUUCUGCAGACGAAGAUGUUGACAUGAAAGCCGAAGAACAGAUCAGCAAAGCCUCAAAGUCUUUGAAGAAGGCGGAGCCGUCAUCUGAGUUGAUACCUAACUUCUCCCGUGUCACACCUGCCCAACUAGGUUGUAUUGCCUUCCCUUCAGAAUCUAGAUACCAGCCCGUUCGAGCUCUCACAGCGACCUCGACCUCAUCUCACGCAGGGAAGCAUCCGGUGGAGAAGUUGGCCGGUGGAGGAGGUAUUGUUAUGCUCAUCGAUACAAAACCUCAGGAGGAAGCUGAGCUUCUUGAAUUUGAGCAAGUUCAGUUGAGUGCACCAACACCAGCGGUUGCGAAUGGAGAUGCAGUGAGGGCUGUACCAACCGGACCGCAUAUUGCUUUGGAUGAGAGUGCGCCGGAAGCAUCUCCCCCUGAACCUUUCCAGUACUCCUUUGAACACGACAAUUAA
Messenger RNA from Marasmius oreades (fairy-ring Marasmius), 2952 nucleotides. RefSeq lists its product as uncharacterized. NCBI's taxonomy places the organism in Eukaryota, Fungi, Basidiomycota, Agaricomycetes, Agaricales, Marasmiaceae. Gene Ontology annotation, molecular function: enzyme regulator activity. Gene Ontology annotation, biological process: regulation of protein catabolic process; proteasome-mediated ubiquitin-dependent protein catabolic process. The transcript is spliced from 12 exons. Gene Ontology annotation, cellular component: proteasome regulatory particle, base subcomplex; nucleus; proteasome complex. The coding region runs from base 1 to 2952 and encodes 983 amino acids. The record is from RefSeq and is a predicted model, not a curated record.